This is a messenger RNA of Paramecium sonneborni, 1020 nucleotides long. The record is from the annotation of a GenBank genome assembly. Lineage: Eukaryota; Ciliophora; Oligohymenophorea; Peniculida; Parameciidae.
AUGUUUAAUAUAAAUAAGAUUAAAUAGAAGUUUAAUAUUGAAGAUUGUUCAGAAUCAGAAUAAGAUGAUACAUAAAAGAAAUCAUCUGAUAAUUAACCAUUAUUUCAAACAUCUUUGUUUUCAUCUUAAACAUUAAAUAACAAAUAAUUAAAAAAGAAACCUUUACCAAAAUUAACAUUAUAAGAUUUCUUAACAAAUUAUGAUUAAAAUUUUGAUGAUGUUUUUGGAGAAGAAGAAGAAAUUAUGUAAAAUAAAUAAUCUAAUGAGUAAACUAAAAAAAAGAAGAAGAAAUCUUCAUCUAAUAAAAAAAAGAAAGCUUAAUCUGAUUCUGAAUCAGAAUUUAAAUCUAUACCUAAAAAAUCAAAGAAAAAGUAGAUUAAUAAUUCAGAAUAAUCAAAUGAAAAAUAAUUUGAAGAUACCCUAAUCAAAGAAUCAUAAAUGAAAAAUUAAAAUUAAAAAAAACAUAGAUUAACUAAAAUAAAUAGUAGUAAAUUUACAUCUGAAGAAAAAUCAAAUGAUGUCAAAAGAUAUGAUCCAAACUCUGUUGAUUUACCUGAAAAUACUAAAACAGAUAAAAAGAAUUAUAAAUUAAGAAAAUUUUUAUUUAAUUUUGGAUUAGAAUAAUAAAAUCCAGGUGAUGAAGAAGAACAAGAUGAAGAAGAAUAAAAUGAAGAAUAAAAAGAAAUUAUUAAAGAUAUUAAAAAUAAUAAUAAUAACAAAAAAAACAAUUAAAAAAGUGAUAGUAAUGAAAAUUAAAUAGAAUAUAGAAAAACAAGAAGCAAAAUCUCAAAUAUAUAAAGUGAAAUAGAUAUAGAUUAAAUUGAAAAUAAAAGAAAAAAGAAAUCUUAGGUGAAAUCUAAAAAUAAAGAAGAAAAAGAGAAAUAAACAUAAGAAAUAUAACCAGAUGGAGAUUAAAAAAAUAUGUUAAAUUUAGACACUUUAAAUAUGAAUAUUCAUAUACCAGAAUGUUAUCCUAAAGAAAAUUAGAAUCAAGAUCAGAAUGAUAAUAUUAAUUAAUGA